Messenger RNA from Myxocyprinus asiaticus (Chinese sucker), 3496 nucleotides. It is a transcript of the gene qrsl1, whose product is annotated as glutaminyl-tRNA amidotransferase subunit QRSL1. NCBI's taxonomy places the organism in Eukaryota, Metazoa, Chordata, Actinopteri, Cypriniformes, Catostomidae. The transcript is spliced from 11 exons. Gene Ontology annotation, molecular function: glutaminyl-tRNA synthase (glutamine-hydrolyzing) activity. Gene Ontology annotation, cellular component: glutamyl-tRNA(Gln) amidotransferase complex; mitochondrion. The coding region runs from base 13 to 1617 and encodes 534 amino acids. Gene Ontology annotation, biological process: mitochondrial translation; glutaminyl-tRNAGln biosynthesis via transamidation. The record is from RefSeq and is a predicted model, not a curated record.
AUAGAAGGUGUCAUGGCGGCCUCCAAUGCGGCAUGUCGUCCUGCAACAGCGAUGCUCGGCCUGUCUAUUAGAGAGAUCUCCCAGGCACUGAGGGAGGGGAGGGUAUCUGCCACUGAACUCUGCAAGAAAUGCAUCAACCAAAUACGGAGGACACAGUACCUCAAUGCUUAUAUCACCAUCACAGAGGAGAAAGCCAUGGAACAAGCUCAGAGAGCAGACAACAGGCUAUGCACAGGUAAACCUCUUGGUCCUCUGGAUGGCAUUCCCUUCUCUGUGAAAGACAACUUCUGCACAGAGGACAUCGAGACUACCUGUGCUUCAAACAUGCUUAAAGGUUACAUUCCUCCAUUCAAUGCAACAGUUGUGCAGAAGCUGUUGGAUCAAGGUGCAGUACUUGUUGGAAAAACAAAUUUAGAUGAGUUUGCAAUGGGAGCUGGCAGUACAGAUGGAGUGUUUGGUCCAGUUCGGAACCCAUGGAGCUAUGCAACCCCAUACCGUGAGCAGAACCGGGGAGAUCCACAUUCUGACUGGGCAAUCACAGGAGGAAGUUCAGGAGGAAGCGCAGCGGCAGUGGCAUCUCUAAGCAGCUUCCUAGCAUUAGGGUCUGAUACAGGAGGCUCUACACGAAACCCUGGUUCCCUCUGUGGAGUCGUGGCUCUGAAACCCACUUAUGGCCUGCUCUCCCGUCAUGGACUCAUCCCUCUGGUGAACUCAAUGGAUGUGCCGGGAAUCAUGACCAGGAGUGUCCAUGAUGCUGCUACAGUUUUGAGGAUUCUGCAGGGUCUAGAUGAGAGGGACUCAACAACUGUCCAGGCACCCAGCACCCCACCCAGUCUUCCUGAAGAUUUUGACAUUAAAGACUUGUGUGUUGGCAUACCAAAGGAGUAUCACGCCCCAGGCAUGUCAAAGGAAACUCUGGCCCAGUGGAGUCGAGUUGCAGCCAUGUUUGAGCAGGCGGGAGCGAGGGUACAGGAAGUGUCUCUCCCACACACACAGCACUCCAUCGUCUGUUACCACGUCCUGUGUUGCUGUGAGGUAGCAUCCAAUAUGGCACGAUUUGACGGCCUUGAAUACGGCCAUCGCAGUGCAGUCGACAGCUCUACAGACGCCAUGUAUGCCACCACAAGACAUGAAGGCUUUAACAAUGUUGUCCGCAGAAGAAUCCUCUCAGGGAACUACUUCCUUCUGAAACAAAACUACACGCAUUACUUUGUGAAAGCUCAACAGAUCCGGCGUCUCAUCGCUGAGGAUUUUAAGCACGUGUUCCGCUCCGGCAUAGAUGUUCUCCUCACACCCACAACACUUAGCGAUGCAGCAUGCUACUCUGACUUCAUACAGGAAGACAACCGUACACGCAGUGCACAGGAAGACGUCUUCACCCAACCUGUCAACAUGGCAGGUCUGCCUGCCAUCACUGUGCCAACAGCCCUCUCACACAGAGGUCUUCCUAUCGGCCUGCAGCUGAUUGGUCAGACACUACAGGACUGGAAGUUGUUGACUGUAGCCCACUGGAUGGAGCAACAGCUCAACUUUCCAAUGAUCCAUUUCCAUGGAGCCUCAAAUGAGAACGAGGUGGACAGAGCAGUCAGAGAAAGCAUGCAUACUGUAGGACCAUAACCAAAACACUGAGACAGAACAUUUAAAGAACAGGGGAAUUGAAACCUUUAAGGGUUAAAUUUGGUGUAAAUGUACAAAGCAGAAGUGAAAUUGAAUGACUUUAUGCUGGUGCAUCAACACACAAUACUGUGUAUAUAUAAGUCUCGAUAUGCUGUAAGCAGGGCUCUGUGAUUUCACGUUCAUUCGCCUUCUUUAAAUAACUGAUCAUAUUUAGUGUGUUAGUGCUAUGAUCAAUAGAGCCACUGACUCAAAAGCAAAAAUAUUAAAUGUACUAAUGCUGAUAUUUAUGCAAAAUUAUAAAUUAAUUCUACAAAUAUAUAUAUAUAUUAAAAAAAAGGUUUAGGGUUGAAAUAAAAGCUUUAAAUUUCAUUUUAACAGAAUGUGGUUUUAAAAAAUGAAAAUGUUUUUUUUUAAUGUAAAGGUGAAGUGUGGAAGUUGAAGAAUGGAACUGCAAAAAUAAUGACUGUUUUCAAACAAGUUUCCUGAACACUCUGUCCUCUGUCUGCCAUUGGUUGUCCAACAGAUAGUCCCGCCCCAGACUCACGGCAUUGGUUGAGCUGAAGUUGCUGUGUCGAGUUGGCCGGGAUGCUCAAACAAUUAGAGCAAUGUUUUGACAGCACCACAGAGCCAUAAUGUUCACACUUUUCGGGGAAAAUCGGCAUACAAAUUGCUUACAGUUGUGUCUGCAUGUUAAGAUGGGAUAGGAGCAAGAAUUUUAACAUUGGAAAAAAUCACACAGUUCACCUUUUAAACAAAUAUUCCGGGUUCAAAACAAGUUAAGCUCAAUCGACAGCAUUUGUGGCAUAUUGAUUACCACAAAAAUAAAUUUUGACUUGCCCACCCUUUUCUUAAAAAAAAAAAAAAAAAAAAAUCUGGGUUCCAGUUAGGCACUUACAAUGGAGGUGAAUGGGAACUAUCCGUAAGCGUUAAAAUACUCACUCUUUCAGAAGUAUAGCCACAAUACAAACAAUAUGCGUGUUAUUGUGAUUUUAAUGUGAUAAAAUUGCGUACUAACCUUUUCUUACUAACUUCGUUGCCAGGACGACAUAAUAUCUACUAACUCUAAAAUGACUAAUGAUUUGUUCAACAGCUUUACAGCUCUAAUAAUACAUGUUUUAAAAGUAUGAAUGAAAGUGAUUUUAAUGAAAUUAUUAAGCUUCAAAUAUUUGCCUUUAAACCCUCCAAAAAUUUACCCCAUUCACUUCCAUUGUAAGUGCUUCACUGUAACCUCGAUUUUGCUUUCCUUUUUUUUUUCUUUUUUUUUUUUAAAGAAAAAGAAGAGGGACGAAUCUAAAUACAUUUGUGGUAAUCUACAUUAUGCCACAAAUGCUGUCGAUUGAGCUCGACUUGUAUUGAACCCAGAAUAUUCCUUUAAUGUGAACUUAAACAUUACAAAUUGUAACUGUUAUAGCAGUUUUCGCUCUAGCACUUUUUGCGCUGCAUUCAUGGCUGGUGGCCGAUUCUGCAGCUGUUACUUUAAACAGGUUUUGUAAAAGGAUGAAAUUUUGGAAGUAAAAACUGAAUGAAGGUACAAAAACCCUCUUCAUCUUUUCUACAAUCCGACAACAUUCUAUUUGACAAAAAUGUACUAUAUAAUCUUUGUGGUUCUCCAGAAGAAUUUGUCAGUUAUAAAAGAUCUGUAUCUGCACAAUUUGCACAACAGAAACCCAAGUAGUAAUCAUAAUGUUUUACACAGUUUAACUCUGAGGAAAGUGCACACACACAUCCUGUUUCUAACGAACGAUGACACUCUCUUACACCACUUGAGUUGAGCUUCUGUUAUAUUCUGAGUGUGAGGUUUGUGUUUAUAAUUUUUCUUUAUGGCUGUAAAGGUUGUUUAUUGAAUAAAGGCAGAUGGCCCUGGAUUGUCUUCACUGUU